This is a messenger RNA of Oppiella nova, 642 nucleotides long. Lineage: Eukaryota; Metazoa; Arthropoda; Arachnida; Sarcoptiformes; Oppiidae. The record is from the annotation of a GenBank genome assembly.
UGUGACGGAGAGAACGAUUGCGGAGACAAUUCCGAUGAAGACUAUAAUAACUGCAAGAACUUUGAUUGUCCGGACGACUGGUUCCGGUGCGGAGACAACAGAUGUAUUCCAAUGAAUACCGUAUGCAAUGGUGUCAUCGAUUGUAAGGAUGGUUUGGCGUCCGAUGAGCGCCACCCAAAUCCCUGUCCACGAAAUGUCACGUGUCCUCAAGACUUCUUCAGCUGCGACGAGACAAAUAUCUGUGCGCACCCGCAUUGGUUAUGCGACGGAAGCGAUGAUUGCGGCGACAAAUCAGAUGAAAAUCCGGAAAGGUGUGCCGCACAGGUAUGUCCGGAGGGUUGGUUCCGGUGCUCUAAUAACCGGUGUAUUCCUCCCAAUUGGCGCUGCGAUGGAGGCGUUGACUGCCGUAACGGCGAAGACGAGUCUAAUUGUGAUAACUAUCAGUCAUUCGUAGAGAAUAAUACGACCACAUCUCAGAUCGUACCGGCGCUCACAGCGCCUACCAGUCCUUUAACUAAUAAAACAGUUCACAAGUCAUUGCAACGGACCUCUCAGUCCGCACAACAAUCAGCAAAAGCAACCCAAACUAUGCUCGAACCGCCCACUUCUGGCGCCUCCUCACUGUACCCCCGCCACAGAUAG